This is a messenger RNA of Spizellomyces punctatus DAOM BR117, 1034 nucleotides long. RefSeq lists its product as uncharacterized. The transcript is spliced from 7 exons. The record is from RefSeq and is a predicted model, not a curated record. NCBI's taxonomy places the organism in Eukaryota, Fungi, Chytridiomycota, Chytridiomycetes, Spizellomycetales, Spizellomycetaceae. The coding region runs from base 49 to 828 and encodes 259 amino acids. Gene Ontology annotation, cellular component: membrane.
ACUUUGCUUCGAAACGUCAUCGCAUCCGUCCAUCUCGCUUCACGGGAAAUGCCAUCUCCACAACCAUACACGCUCCCCGCCGACUUUGCAUCGUCUCCAAAGUCGUCACCAGCAGAUUUGACACCACAGGUUUCGAGAUCCGUGCACCUCACACCAGCCAAGACUCUCUUCGUUGCACUUCGAACUGCGGAUCCGAUCUUGCAGUAUCUCAUUUUUGCAAAAGGAUGGGGAAACGCACUGUUUAGGGUAUUGGGCCUGACCGCCGCGACGCCCGUGAUUGGGAUACUGUCACCCAGACAGAAGCUUUUGGUUGGAUUCGCAGCCGUCGGGGCUGUUCGGCAGAUAUAUUGGUGCCUCCAUAUAAGCGAAAAUGCCUUGACACCCGCUGAAUCGCUCCAUGUCUCCCUGUUCAACCUCCUAACCGAUACGCUCAAUACGCUCGUCUCCCUCUCCGUCCCCGCCUGGCACCUUACACUUCGCCAAUACACCGGUACCCUCCUGUUUUGCAUUGGAUCAGUUGUGGAGACUCUUUCGGAGUUGCAGAGGAAGUGGUUCAAGGAACGGAAGGAAAACAAAAAUAAGGUCGUUACGGAGGGGUUGUGGAAAGGAGCAAGGCACAUUAAUUAUGGGGGAUAUGUUCUAUGGCGAGGUGGAUAUGCAUUAUCUACUGGUAACCUCUACGCUCUAUGGAAUCCUAUCAUGCAUAUCUGGGACUUUACAGCAAGGGGUAUACCGGUUCUGGAUCAUUACAUGAGCCACAAGUACAAGGAGCAGUGGGGAGAGUACAAGCGGCAAACUCCCUACAAGUUAUUUCCGUAUAUCUGGUGAAAUGCUCGAUGAUGCCCCUCCCGUAUCACAAAUUACGGACCGUAGAUGGAGAAUGCACAAAGGAAUCUCAUUCGCUGCAAUACGUCCUGUUUAUACAAUUGGUCGAUGCAAUUACAAUGGCUACUCCAAGAACGGUGUAUAGAAAGGGGCAAUGAAAGAUUUCCCCCUUCCGUUCACUUCUGCCUCCACCCGCUCCAGGUUUUGCA